GCCAGCACCGCCCCGCGCCCGGCCACAUAAAUAGCGGGCGGCCGGCGCCGCUGCCACCCCAUCGCACCGACACCAUCCGAGCCGACGCACACUGAGCUAAGCCGAGCCGAGCCAAGCCAAGACGAACCAUGGACCCCCAGGACUGCACAUGUGCCGCUGGUGACUCCUGCUCCUGCGCCAGGUCCUGCAAGUGCAAGAACUGCCGCUGCCGGAGCUGCCGCAAGAGCUGCUGUUCCUGCUGCCCCGCCAGCUGCAGCAACUGCGCCAAGGGCUGCGUGUGCAAGGAGCCGGCCAGCAGCAAGUGCAGCUGCUGCCACUGAGCCGCUCGGCUCCGCCUGUAAAUAGCCGGCACGCUUCGGGGGCGGGGAGGGGGGCACGGAAAAAAACUUCUCUUUUUGUCAUGUUUUGUAUUUUCUGUACCAGUGGUGAAACUGGAUGGGAAUAAAGGAGUUUGUCUCGA
This is a messenger RNA of Myiozetetes cayanensis, 460 nucleotides long. Its product is annotated as metallothionein-2. Bases 129 to 320 code for a protein of 63 amino acids. Gene Ontology annotation, molecular function: metal ion binding. The transcript is spliced from 3 exons. Lineage: Eukaryota; Metazoa; Chordata; Aves; Passeriformes; Tyrannidae. The record is from RefSeq and is a predicted model, not a curated record.